AUGUCGACCACAACAGUUGAAUUAGCGACGGUGACAUCGACCGACGUCGAGCUGCAAGAGCUUCAGGGCCGUCUUGUUGACACGCCCGACAUCACCACGCUUGGCCAACUCCUCAAUCGCAAGACACGCCAAACACGUACCUUCCAUAAAACACAAAACGAACACAUUGCUCGACUGGUCGAUGUUGCACGGGAUCCGACCGCAACUCGACUAGCUGAUGAACGGCCAGACAGAUCAGCUCUCCACGUCAAGGCCGCUAUCUACUUCUCAAUCUAUGGCACCAUUCUCGUUGCGGGACUCCAGAUUUACGCUGCAGUCUCGACUCUUUCUUUGUCGCUUUUUGUCACGAUGGCCGAGAGUUGCUGCGAGGCCAUUAGCAACAUCGGUCUCAAUUAUCUCCAUCGAAGGUCCAAAAAGCUAGGCGGGUCUGUGCGAUGGCCAGCAGGUGCAGAAAGGCUGAGCAAUGCUGGUAACAUCUGUUUCGCGUUCGCCCUCAUGGCUGUCUCUCUGGUCCUUGUGGUCGAGUCCAUCCGCGCCCUGGCUAGUGAUGGUCAUGAAUUGAGCAAGUUUCACGUAGAGGCCAUCAUCGCGGCUGCCAUUGGUUUUGGAAUCAAGCUCUUUCUCGCUGUCUACUGCUUCAUCUUCCGCAAGCACAGCAGUCAGCUGGAGAUGCUUUGGGAAGAUAAUCGCAAUGACUGCUUCGAAUAUGGAUUUGCCAUCUUUACCUCUGCGGCCGGGGCCAAAUUGAAGUGGUGGGUAGAUCCAGCAGGCGCUAUGCUCAUCGCUUGUGUAAUCAUCGCAACCUGGAUCGCAACGGUGCGCUCGGAGUUCUUGCAGCUCUGCGGUCUCGGGGCGCCAGCAAACGUAGUUCAGGAACUCAUCUUCAUCACGCUCCGUCACUCUGACCUGAUCCUGAAGGUGGACUCAGCCAAUGCAUAUCAUUGGGGCGAAAAUCUCUUUGUCGAAGUCGAUAUCGUGAUGUCGCCAGAUUGCAGCCUCCGCCAAGCCCACGAUGUCUCACAAGCACUUCAAGACAAACUUGAGACGGUCGAGGGAGUUGCUCGAGCUUUUGUCCAUGUUGAUUACGGUAUGUACCUUACCACCAUCAUCAUCAUCAUCAUCAUCAUCAUCGUCAAAGUCAAGGCUGACAUUGAUACUCAUCUCUAG
Messenger RNA from Aureobasidium musti, 1167 nucleotides. The record is from the annotation of a GenBank genome assembly. Lineage: Eukaryota; Fungi; Ascomycota; Dothideomycetes; Dothideales; Saccotheciaceae.